AUGCUGCGCAGCAGCGCGCUAGCGGCGCUGCUCGUGCUGCUGCUGUCCCCGCGCCCGGCGAGUGCGGACGGCGCGGCGGGCGCUUCUGCGUCCCCCACCGCCCGCUACUUCGACCUCGUGGACAUCAACCACGAUGGCGAGCUGCAGGCAGAGGAGCUGGCCUCCCAUAUCAGAUCCCUGGACGUUUCACAGGACGCCGCCGCUGCUGCGGCGCCUCCGCCCGGCCCGGCCCCGCCCGCCCAGCCCAGCACCCCAAGCGCCGCCAGCGACGGCGGCGACGCCGCCAGCGACGGCAGCGGCGACGACGCGGGGCCCGAGUACCGGACGCGCGCCCAGGUGGCGCGCGCGGUGCAGCAGGCGAUAUCAGCGGUGGACGGCGCAGACGCCGGCACCACGAUUUCGAUGGCCGAGCUCGAGCUGCAUUUGGCCGACGUGCAUAGG
Messenger RNA from Monoraphidium neglectum, 441 nucleotides. RefSeq lists its product as hypothetical. The record is from RefSeq and is a predicted model, not a curated record. The transcript has a single exon. NCBI's taxonomy places the organism in Eukaryota, Viridiplantae, Chlorophyta, Chlorophyceae, Sphaeropleales, Selenastraceae. Gene Ontology annotation, molecular function: calcium ion binding. The annotation marks the transcript as partial.